CAUGUGCUCAUGUUUAUGUUUUUACUUUUCUCUCUGUUGCUAUGACUUCAUGUUGUCAUAUAUUCUUAUUAACUGUAUUUACUUAAUGAUUGUAAGGAUUUUUAAUUUGACCACAAGUUGUGUUGAAGGAAAUGUUAGUUUUGUUCUUUUAAAUGAGUAAAGCUCUGGGGUCCCGGGCUUUUAUUGUGAAGGCGCGCACCGGAUGUGUGUGUUCCUCCCUGCAGAGGAGGAGAGCGGAGCUGAAGGUCACGGAGCUUCUCUUCCAUCCUCAUCCAGCAUCACACAGACAGCAUCCACUGAGCGUGAGACAGGAGCCGGAGCGACAGACACAUCUGCUGCUGCCUGUCUCACUGCUUCCUAUCUGCCUGAGUGAUUCUCCACCAGCCGCCUGCAGCUCCUCCACCUGUCUCUCUCUCUCUCCACCUGUCUCUCUCUCUCUCUCCCUGCCUGUCUGACCCCCGCCCGUCUCUCCGCCAUGGGGAACCGGGGGAUGGAGGACCUGAUCCCGCUUGUGAAUAAGCUCCAGGAUGCCUUCUCCUCCAUCGGGCAGAACUCGAGCCUCGACCUGCCGCAGAUCGCGGUGGUGGGCGGGCAGAGCGCCGGGAAGAGCUCCGUGCUGGAGAACUUCGUGGGCAAAGACUUUCUGCCUCGGGGUUCAGGUAUCGUCACUCGGCGCCCCCUAGUGCUGCAGCUCAUCAACUGUCCUACAGAGUACGCAGAGUUCCUUCACUGUAAAGGGAAAAAGUUCAUCGACUUUGAUGAAGUCCGUCAGGAGAUUGAAGCUGAAACUGAUCGAAUCACCGGACAGAACAAAGGAAUCAGUCCGGUCCCCAUAAACCUGCGAGUGUACUCACCUAAUGUGUUGAACCUGACUCUAGUGGAUCUCCCCGGGAUGACGAAGGUUCCGGUGGGCGACCAGCCGGCCGACAUCGAGAAUCAGAUCAGAGAGAUGCUCAUGCAGUUCGUCACCAAAGACAACUGCCUCCUAUUGGCUGUUUCCCCCGCCAACUCUGACCUCGCCAACUCUGACGCUCUGAAGAUCGCAAAGGAGGUCGAUCCGCAAGGUCUGAGGACCAUCGGUGUGAUCACUAAACUGGAUUUGAUGGACGAAGGAACCGACGCUAGAGAUAUCCUGGAGAACAAACUGCUUCCUCUACGCAGAGGUUACAUCGGGGUGGUGAAUCGCAGUCAGAAGGACAUCGACGGCAGGAAAGACAUCAAUGCAGCUCUGCAGGCCGAGAGGAAGUUCUUCCUGUCGCACCCGUCAUACAGACACCUGGCAGACCGCAUGGGCACCGCCUACCUGCAGAAGACCCUCAACCAGCAACUGACCAACCACAUCCGGGACACGCUGCCGGCGUUACGCAGCAAACUGCAGAGUCAGCUGCUGUCUAUCGAGAAGGAGGUGGAGGAGUACAAGAACUUCAGACCGGACGACCCGGGACGCAAGACCAAGGCCCUGCUGCAGAUGGUGCAGCAGUUUGCGGUUGACUUUGAGAAGCGGAUCGAAGGAUCUGGAGAUCAGGUGGAAACCUACGAGCUUUCAGGAGGAGCGAAAAUCAACAGAAUCUUCCACGAACGCUUCCCCUUCGAAAUUGUCAAGUUGGAGUGUGAUGAGAAGACUCUGCGUAAAGAGAUCAGCUACGCCAUCAAGAACAUCCACGGCAUCAGGACGGGUCUGUUCACACCUGACAUGGCGUUUGAGACGAUUGUGAAGCGUCUGAUCGCUCAGAUCAAAGAGCCAUGUCAGAAAUGUGUCGACAUGGUGAUCAACGAGCUGGUGAACACUGUGAGGCAGUGCACACAGAAGUUGGCUCAGUUUCCGAUGCUCAGGGAGGAGAUGGAGAGAAUUGUCACCCAGCACAUCAGAGACCGGGAGAGUCGCACCAAAGACCAGGUGAUGUUAUUGAUUGACAUUGAGUUGGCCUACAUGAACACAAACCAUGAAGACUUCAUCGGCUUUGCAAAUGCUCAGCAGAAGAGCAAUCAGAUGAGUAAGAAGAAAGCAGCAGGAACCCAGGACGAGAUCAUGGUGAUCCGUAAAGGCUGGUUGACCAUCAACAACAUCAGCAUCAUGAAGGGAGGAGCUAAAGAGUACUGGUUCGUCCUGACAGCCGAGACACUGUCCUGGUACAAAGAUGAUGAGGAGAAGGAGAAGAAGUACAUGCUUCCUGUGGACAACCUGAAACUCAAAGACAUCGAGAAGAGCUUCAUGUCCAGCAAACAUAUCUUUGCCCUGUUCAACACUGAACACAGAAACGUGUACAAAGACUCUCGUCAGCUGGAGUUAGCCAGCGAGUCUCAGGAGGAGGUGGACAGCUGGAAGGCUUCUUUCCUACGUGCUGGAGUGUACCCUGAACGCAACGUGGAUAAAGAGAAGGUGGAGGUGGAGGAGUCUCGGGGCGACGGGCAGAUCCACAGUCUGGACCCUCAGCUGGAGCGGCAGGUGGAGAUCGUCAGAAACUUGGUGGACUCGUACCUUUCCAUCAUCCACCGCACCGUCAGGGAUCUCAUCCCCAAGACCAUCAUGCACCUGAUGGUCAACAACACGAAGGAGUUCAUCCACUCCGACCUGUUGGCUCAUCUUUACUCCUGUGGAGACCAAAACACCCUGAUGGAGGAGUCCCAGGAACAGGCUCAGCACCGUGAUGAAAUGUUGAGGAUGUACCACGCUCUUCGCGAGGGCCUCAACAUCAUCGGUGACAUCAGCACCUCCACCAUCGCCACGACGAUGCCGCCGCCCGUCGACGACUCCUGGCUGCAGGUGACGGGGAUGCCAUCGGGACGCAGGUCCCCCAUGAGCAGUCCAACCCCCCAGCGUCGGGCCCCACCGGGUCCUCCUCGUCCAGGUGGUCGUGCGGCCCCAACUCGUCCCGCAGUGUCUCCGGACCCUGGACCAACACCUUCCGUCCCCUCCCGACCCAACAGAGCGCCCCCUCCUGGGGUCCCCAGUCGUCCCAGUAAAGGUAGCCCGGCCCACGGAGAGAGCCCCCAGUCAUCUAUCGACGGUUAACCCGUCCCCCCCGCUGUGUGUGUCUCUACUGAUGUUACUGUCAACUUUACUUGUGAUAAAAUUAUAAGGAUAUUGAUUAUCAGCACAUUAAUGACCAUAUAACACAUGAUCAGCAAUAUUGAGCGUGUAGAUAUGUCGAGCAGCAGAAACAGGAAGUGCAGAACUCUCACUCAACUCUUUUAUUUAUACUGUUGCUAACACUUUGUGUGACGUCCAGCUCCGUAAUGCAGUAUACAAUACUUACAAUGUGCUUAUAGCGCUGUGUAAUUAUAGAUACACAUACAUAUUCACAAUACUCUAUAAUAAUAACACAUUAAGCUCUUUAUAAUGACUAAGAUCAUAUAAUAUUAUAAUUCAUAAAGUUGUAAUGCAUUAUAAUGUGAUUAUAAAUCACUCAGUGACAAAAAUAUUCUUAGAUGUAAAUCAUCCUGAGCAGCAUUAUGAAGUGUUAAGAUACUUUAUCAGUUAUUAUGAAAUGCUGAAUGUGUUAUGGUUAUUGUUAUAUAUAACUUUAUGGACGCGGGCGUCACAGAAAGUUUUUACCACAUUUUUCUUUUGUUUCUUGUACGUUGACAAGGUUUUUUUUAUUAUAUGCUGCUGAAAUGUUGGAACUUUUCUUUACAGUGUAAAUUUUUACAUAUUGUUUUAAUUUUUGUAUUUAUUAAUCUAUUUAUUGAUUUAUUUAUUGUCUGAGGUUCCUGUUUAUGGCAUUAUUACACAAACACAUUUAUCUUUGUAAACCAACAGAUGUUUCCGUUGGAUUUUGGAUUAUAGCAGAAACAAACAAACAUUUCUGAUAAUCUCCACUGAUUACUCACGUUAACGCUAACGUUCGGCUAUAAAGGAGCUACACCACGCUUGACUUCAUCACCGCUAAGAUAACGGCGGCUAAUGUUAGCGUGAAGACGUUUAACGUCCCGACAUUUAGUUUAUUAUUUAUUUAGUGUUUAUCUGUAAUUCGUGUCGAAUCACAGAAUUCUUGAGGGAAUAAAGAAGUUUCACAAAGGUGUUACUUUAAAUUGCCAAUGAAAAUCAGUUCAAAUAAACUAUCAAUUUAUUAUAUCCAGUGGUUUACUAGAUUCCUCUAACCUCUUUGUUUUAGUUUAAAUAUUUUAUGUUCCGGACUUUAUACUUUUGGCUGAUGGAGAUUUGAUGAAUGAAUCCAGGAGUGUAAAUGCAGACGGCAAGUUUGAGAAAUAUAAAUGUUUUCAGAGACACCAGCUGUUAGAUUUUGAUGUUUCAGACAAACUGUAAGAAUUUAAGCUACAACUGCUGAUCUAUUUAUUCAACCUGUGUAUGUGUAUGCUUUUCAUGUUGUGGUGGUAUUUCUGCUCUGAGCUGCGUUCAACACAACACACGCUUCACUGUGUUAGCGUUAGCAGAACGUUAGCAGAUUGUUAGCAGAACGUUAGCAGAUUGUAAGCAGAUGUUCGCAAAUUGUUAGCAGAUGUUAGCAGAGCGUUAACAGAUGUUAGCAGAACGUUAGCAGAUGUUAGCAGAACGUUAGCAGAUGUUAGCAGAGCGUUACCAGAUGUUAGCAGAACGUUAGCAGAUCUUAGCAGAACGUUAGCAGAUGUUAGCAGAGCGUUACCAGAUGUUAGCAGAGCGUUACCAGAUCUUAGCAGAACGUUAGCAGAUCUUAGCAGAACGUUAGCAGAUGUUAGCAGAGCGUUACCAGAUGUUAGCAGAUGUUAGCAGAGCGUUACCAGAUGUUAGCAGAACGUUAGCAGAUGUUAGCAGAACGUUAGCAGAUGUUAGCAGAACGUUAGCAGAUGUUAGCAGAGCGUUACCAGAUGUUAGCAGAACGUUAGCAGAUCUUAGCAGAACGUUAGCAGAUGUUAACAGAACAUUAGCAGAACGUUAGCAGAUCUUAGCAGAUUGUUAACAGAACGUUAGUAGAUGUUAGCAGAACAUUAGCAGAUUGUUAGCAGAGCGUGUUUAUAGCUGUGAAGUGUCCUUGUGUUCACAUUAAUUGUCAGCAUGGUAGUAAAACUGAUUUCUAAAAGUAUUUGUGAUGUCAGGUGUUGCAUGUGUUGCUCUGCAGCCUCUAGUUGAACGCAGCUCCACACACACCUGUGAUCAUAGAUAGUUCCCUCUGUAUUAAUAUCAAUGUUUACAGAACAUAUGAAGAUAAUAAUGUACCAUAUAUAUGUAAGGAACAUAUAUAUCGAUCUAUUCAAAUGAAAUAUGCAGCGGCCCAGACUGUAGUGUGUGUGUGCGUCUGUAUGUGUAGUUUUAUUGUGUAACUUAGUAUCAUGUGAUCAGGGCCAACUGAGACGUGUUGACAUGAAUAAAGUUUGUGUGAAUGAA
Messenger RNA from Cottoperca gobio, 5323 nucleotides. Its product is annotated as dynamin-1-like. The record is from RefSeq and is a predicted model, not a curated record. Gene Ontology annotation, cellular component: cytoplasm; plasma membrane; synapse. Gene Ontology annotation, molecular function: GTP binding; GTPase activity; microtubule binding. NCBI's taxonomy places the organism in Eukaryota, Metazoa, Chordata, Actinopteri, Perciformes, Bovichtidae. Gene Ontology annotation, biological process: receptor internalization; synaptic vesicle budding from presynaptic endocytic zone membrane.